UCGAAGAUAACAUUGAAAAUUAUGUAAAAGUGUUUAAAUAAGUGUCAAAAAAAUAUUCAAAAAUGACGUUCUGGUGUAGACGUGUGUACCCCACGACGGUCAGUGUUAUACUGAUCGUUAUAACGUGUGCAACGUUCAAGCUAACCUCGGCUAAGGGAAGGGAGGAGCCGCAUUCAUACACGAUAGACGAGCUUCUGUCGUCGCACUAUGAGCACAAGCAUUCAGAUGAUAUCGGCAUGGAUCCUUGUAAAGCUGGUAAUUUCCAAGGCGACAUAGCAAUAUCUGACUCUGAUUACUACAAGCCAACCAACACUGCCCCGUCUACGUCCAAAAUAAAUAAGUCUUUACAAGAAGAAGUAGAAAGACUCAAGAAGGAAGUACUGCUUGAAGGAUUACAGGUGGAAGAGGAAGGGUUACCAGAUAUUUUGAGAAAACGAACUAAACAACCAGUUCCUUUAAUUCAGGAGAAACCAAAGAAGUAUAAUGAUGCUUCUUUACAUACAAAAGUAUUACCAGCUGGGCUAGACAAAGCACUCUUAAUAAAGAACGGUAAAAUACUUCCUCCCGAAAUGUUAGAUAAUUACACUAGCCAUAAUUACCAAAAUAAAUUCAAUCCUUCAAAUCAAUCCGUUGUUGAUAACCUCACAGAAUCCGAAAGUUUAGAGCAAGACGGAGUUCUAGUAGUUAACAUAUCAACAGAUAAUAUUUUAAACCUAGAAGACUUUUUUCCUAGCAUUCAAUUAUCAAAUUUGUCAAACAAAAUGGAUGAAGUUACAAAUAAAAUACAAAGCAAUAGUCGAGAAAUUACUGGAGAUUCGAAUAACAAUAUUAAGAUUAAAGAUUUACCAGAAAAUAUAACUAUAGCACCCGCACCUACUAAUGGUUUUAUUCCUUCAAAUGAACAAGAGGAUGAUAAUAAAGAGAAAGUAAUUGUGAAUAAAACUAUCAAAGGGUUAUAUGAAAAAGUGUAUGAAGCGAAUGAUUUGCUAAAACCUACUGAGAGUCUGCAAAGUUUAUUAGAAGAAAGUGAAAUACGCAGACGUCGAAGAAGACGUCGUCAUGGCAACGGAAGACGACUUAGAAAUAUACAAUCGGGCGAAAGAACAGGUCAAAAUACCAUUAAAAUAUCUGAAGAGAAUCAGAGCGGAUCACAUCACACGAGAAAAAAGUUUUUUCGACACCAAAAAAAGUAUGACGAAAAGGAAACAAGGUACAAACAAGUGAUACCAGAACACGAAUUUGAAGAGAAGUUUGAAGUGCAUCCACCGCCGAAAGAGAAUAAAACUAGAAUUGAGACGCAACAAUUUAAAGACUGGUUUUUUCGUGACUCCGACGAUGACUUAGAGGCAAUGGAGAGUCAGUUUUAUAAUCAUACGGAGGAACCAAGACGUCGCCAUCGUACAGCCAGGGCUGCAACAAAUCGUAAAGAAAGGAUCUGGGAGAACGGUGUGAUCCCGUACGAAAUAGAUGGCAACUUCAGCGGUGCCCACAAGUCUCUUUUCAAACAAGCUAUGCGGCACUGGGAGAAUUUUACCUGCGUUAAAUUCGUGGAAAGAGAUCCCAGUCUUCAUAAGGAUUAUAUUAUAUUCACUGAGAGACCGUGUGGAUGUUGUUCUUUCGUUGGCAAACGUGGCAGUGGUGCACAGGCGAUAUCUAUCGGCAAGAACUGCGACAAGUUUGGCAUAGUGGUGCACGAGCUGGGUCACGUGGUGGGCUUCUGGCACGAGCACACGCGUCCUGAUAGGGACAACCACGUGCAGAUUAUCAGGGAUAAUAUUCUUAGCGGUCAAGAGUAUAACUUCAACAAGCUGACAUACGAGGAAGUGAACUCAUUAGGACAGACGUACGACUACGAUUCUAUAAUGCAUUAUGCGAGGAACACAUUCAGUAAAGGCACGUACUUGGAUACUAUACUGCCGCUCGAAGUCCACGGCAAGAAGAGACCAGAGAUCGGACAGAGAGUGAGACUCAGUGCUAGCGAUAUAGCGCAAACUAAUUUGUUGUACAAAUGCGCAAAGUGUGGAAAGACGUUCCUGGGCAACUCGGGGUGGUUUAGCUCGCCCGGCUGGGGCGCGGAGGCGGGCCCUGCAAGCCCCGACCGCUGCGAGUGGAGGAUCGUUGCCACACACGGCGAAAGGGUCGUGCUCAACAUCACUGAAAUCGACAUCCACAAGUCUGACGGUUGCCGUUCCGAGUGGGUGGAGGUACGUGACGGGUAUCUACCAAACGCACCAGUACUUGGACGGAUCUGCGGCGCCGGCAAGGGGCCUAUGAUGAGAUCUACAGGCUCCCGACUCACUGUGGUAUACCAGCCGGGACUGAGACCCAAACCCCAUAGAGGAUUCAGAGCACAUUAUGAGGCGGUGUGUGGUGGUGAUAUAGAAGUAGAUAACAAUGGUCACUUGGAGUCCCCCAACUAUCCUGAUGACUAUCAACCAAACAAACUUUGUAUCUGGAGACUUUCUGUACCACAGGAUUAUCAAGUGGCGUUGCGUUUCCAUUCGUUCGAGGUAGAGAACCACGAUACCUGUAACUACGACAAGGUGAAGGUUAGAGAUGGGGACUCAAUGGAUAGUCCCCUCAUCGGUAUGUUCUGCGGACACAAGAUACCGCCUGAUAUCAGGUCCACCUCUAACAAGUUGCUGGUGAUCUUCGAGUCGGAUAGCUCUGUGCAGAAGGCAGGCUUCUCAGCGACAUUUAUGAAGGAAUUCGACGAGUGUGCCUCCAUCGACCACGGCUGCAGCCACUCCUGUGUUAACACGCUGGGGGGCUACGAGUGUGCCUGUGAUAUUGGCUACGAACUCCACUCGGAUGGCAAGAAGUGUGAGAAUGCGUGUGGCGGCGUACUGUACGGUCCGAAUGGAACUAUAACGUCUCCUUCGUUCCCCGACUUGUACCCGCCGUCGAAGAACUGUCUGUGGGAGAUAGUGGCACCUUCGCAGCAUCGCAUCACACUCAAUUUUACACACUUUGAUCUAGAGGGCACCAACAAUAUGUAUCAUCAGGAAUGUGAGUACGACAGUGUGACAGUGCACUCGCGUCUCGGGGACGAGGUGCUGCGACGUCACGGCGCCUUCUGCGGCUCCGCGCUGCCGCCACCUGUCACCUCCGACGGCAAUGUGCUGCGUGUGCAGUUUACAUCAGACACAUCGGUGCAUCACUCCGGGUUCGCGGCGACGUAUUACAUGGACGUGGACGAGUGCGCGGAGAACAAUGGCGGGUGCCAGCACGAGUGCCGCAACACGCUGGGCGGCUUCGAGUGCGCCUGCCACAGCGGCUUUGCGCUGCAUCACAACCGCCGCGACUGCAAGGAGGGCGGCUGCAAGUACGACAUCACGCUGCCACACGGAACUAUAUUCAGUCCAAAUUAUCCUGACACGUAUCCAUCAAGGAAAGACUGUGUUUGGCAGUUCUCCACCACACCUGGUCACCGCAUUAAACUCAUUUUCAACGUAUUCGAACUGGAGUCACAUCAGGAAUGUACAUACGACCACGUGUCGAUAUACGACGGAGCGUCAGCUGACGAGAAGACUCUCGGUCGUUUCUGCGGCGCCAAACUGCCGCACCCCGUCGUCGCCUCACAGAACCAGAUGUACGUCGUCUUCAAGUCUGACGCCUCCGUACAGAGGAAGGGAUUCCUUGCGACAUAUUCCACUGCUUGUGGUGGCUAUCUGUCAGCUACAGAGACAGUAAAGCAUCUCUACUCACAUGCACGAUACGGACACGACUCUUACGAGUCGCGGGCGAACUGCGACUGGAGUAUUGUAGCGCCAAUGGGCCAUUUCGUGAAGCUAACCUUUUUGACAUUCGAGUUGGAGCCAGAAGUCAACUGCGGUUAUGACUUUGUACAAGUUUAUGGCGGGCUAGAGGGCAGCGCGGGCGACUAUGGCAGCUUCUGUGGGACAAAGACUCCACCAGAGAUAGUGUCCACAACAGAAGCAUUACUUGUAAAAUUCCGAACAGAUGAUUCGAUAGUUUUCAAAGGCUUUUCGGCAUCUUAUCAAGCGGUUAAACCUGAAUUGUGGAGCGAAGAGGAUAGUUCUGAAGGAGGAGAAAUUGAAGAAGAAGAUGAACGUAUGCCUCCUUUGGUAGUGGGCAGGCGCGGCAUGCGAGCUCCUUUGCCGAGGUUCGUGAGACGGCCAACGUGACGGUGGCCGAUGAAGAGACAUCCGAGACAUCGGCGGCCGCAUCGCAAUAGUAAUCGAUUAAAAUCGGAAAACGGCGCAAUGUAAUCGAUUUUCUUGACAAAUAAUAAUGCUGCCGUAUUAAACAUUUCUAAACCGCCGACUAUUCUGACAUUGCCAAGUUUUUAAAGGAGAGAAGUGAUUGAAAAAUAAAAAACCUUCCGAUAUUAUUUA
Molecule: messenger RNA, 4358 nt
Organism: Papilio machaon (common yellow swallowtail)
Lineage: Eukaryota; Metazoa; Arthropoda; Insecta; Lepidoptera; Papilionidae
Gene: tok
Product: tolloid-like protein 1
Exons: 19
Coding region: 63-4148 (1361 amino acids)
Biological process (GO): proteolysis
Molecular function (GO): metalloendopeptidase activity; calcium ion binding; zinc ion binding
Source: RefSeq, a predicted model, not a curated record